Messenger RNA from Onychostoma macrolepis, 3626 nucleotides. It is a transcript of the gene creb1b, whose product is annotated as cAMP responsive element binding protein 1b. Gene Ontology annotation, biological process: regulation of transcription by RNA polymerase II. The transcript has 10 exons. Gene Ontology annotation, cellular component: nucleus; ATF4-CREB1 transcription factor complex. Lineage: Eukaryota; Metazoa; Chordata; Actinopteri; Cypriniformes; Cyprinidae. The record is from RefSeq and is a predicted model, not a curated record. Bases 349 to 1323 code for a protein of 324 amino acids. Gene Ontology annotation, molecular function: cAMP response element binding; DNA-binding transcription factor activity, RNA polymerase II-specific; protein binding.
CGGAUUUUCGUCUCGUUCUCUGUGUUGUUGUUCUCGGUGACGCGACGGAGGUGUAGCCUGACGCGGUCUCUUACGUGUCGGCCUGAAUAAAAGUGGAGCUCCGAGGGCUCGAGAGUGACGGAGGGAGUCUGUAUCGAACUUGCAUAGUUUUUUUUCUCCCAUACUAUGGGAGUCAGUGGGGACCAUCAACCGUUACUUACCCAUAUUCUACCCAUCUUUUAUCAUCAAGAAAGAAACUUAUACAGGUUUAAAAUAACUUGAAGAUUUCUGCAGUAGCAGAGAGUGAAGGCUUACCAGAGUCAGUGGACGUGUGACUUUUGUCUGGGUCUCCCUCUUAUAGCUAACUCGAUGACCAUGGAGUCGGGAGCCGAUGCCCAGCAGGGUGCAGACACUGCGGUCUCUGAAACUGAGAACCAGCAGAUCACACAGGCCCAAAUUGCCACUCUUGCACAGGUAACAAUGGCUGCGGGACACGGUAGUGCCACAGCACCCACAGUCACCCUGGUGCAGCUGCCCAAUGGUCAAACGGUACAGGUGCACGGAGUAAUUCAAGCUGCUCAACCUUCAGUCAUUCAGUCUCCACAUGUGCAAACUGUCCAGAUUUCCACAGUAGCAGAGAGUGAGGACUCACAGGAGUCAGUGGACAGUGUGACCGACUCUCAAAAACGAAGAGAGAUCCUUUCUAGACGCCCCUCAUAUAGGAAAAUCCUGAAUGACCUAUCAUCAGACGCUCCAGGAGUUCCGAGAAUCGAAGAGGAGAAAUCCGAGGAGGACGCUGCGCCUGCCAUCACUACAGUGACCGUGCCAACUCCAAUAUAUCAGACAAGCAGCGGCCAGUACAUCGCCAUUACACAGGGUGGAGCCAUUCAGCUAGCAAAUAAUGGUACAGAUGGAGUGCAGGGAUUGCAGACUCUAACCAUGACCAAUGCAGCAGCAGCCCAGCCGGGGACCACAAUCCUGCAGUACGCCCAGACCAGUGACGGUCAACAGAUACUGGUGCCCAGCAAUCAAGUGGUGGUACAAGCUGCUUCUGGAGAUGUUCAGGCCUAUCAAAUUCGUACUGCCCCAACUAGCACUAUUGCUCCAGGUGUGGUCAUGGCGUCCUCUCCGGCCCUGCCAAGCCAAGGAGGUGCUGAAGAGGCCACGCGCAAGAGGGAGGUCCGCCUCAUGAAGAACAGAGAGGCUGCUCGUGAAUGCCGUCGAAAGAAAAAGGAAUAUGUCAAGUGUCUGGAGAACCGUGUGGCCGUUUUGGAGAACCAGAACAAAACUCUCAUUGAGGAACUCAAAGCACUCAAAGACCUGUACUGUCACAAAUCAGAGUGAUGUACCACCCGUUCUCCUUCAUUCUGGCAGACUUACAUGUACAGAGACUAAAGGGCGAGUCAGCCAGACACGGACGCAUGUUUUCUAAAUGUUUUCUUAUUUUAAAUUGCUGCAGACUGCCUGUAUGAACACACAAGUACGUGAGGGAACUGAACAGAAGCCCCCUGGCCAACACAAAUCUCCUCUAGAAAUAUCGGAUCAUGUCAUUAAAGACAAAAAAUGCUGAAAACCUUACUGUGGACAUAAACACACAAGUACGUUCUCAGCCAUCUUUACUUCCGGACUCAAACCGAAACUCAGAGGAGGGGUUUGUGGGAAAAUGUUUACCUUUUUUUCCAGUGUGCUGGUGUAAAGUCGUCAAUAAUUUUUAAAAGAGAUACAAAUAAUGUACAAUAAUAAUAAUUUAACUGACAUUUCAAUAGUAUGGUAGGCAUCAAGAAAGAUUUUUGUCUUGGAGUUGGCAUCAUUCCCUCUUGACAUUUUAAAGGUUUAACGUGUCUGACUGUUACUUUUAUUUGGUGUAUAGUGCUCUUGUGUUUUAAGUUGACAUUUUUACCUUUAAAUAUGAACAAACUAUAUACAAUUAUGAAAGCUGAUUUACAGAAUCUAUGCCAUUUAUAAACAGAAAUAUUGUGUAUUGUAUACAGAACAAGAUUAUAGCCCGUGUAUAUUUCGAUUUUGCUCAUUUUAGAUGACAAACAAUUACCUAAAUCAUUUAAUUUCUUAAAAUACUGCCUUUGCAGUAGCAACAGUUGCACAAACACUAUAUAAAAAGGUAAUUCUAUUGCAGACAUUUGGUCAAAUGUACACCAAAAUUCACAUUACAAUGUCAAGAAUUACUCGGAAGUGAUUUUGAAAAUAUUUUUCAGGUUAAACGUUUCUUCACAUUUAUAUUGAUCAUAUUUGGCAGAUCACUUUUGUGUUAUGCUUGUGUAUCAUAGAGCUAUAAUUGGAUGAAAUACAAUCCAAUACAUUCUAUCUUUGGCAUUAUAAACAAAAGCAUGUUUUAUAAAUAUUACAUUAGCUUUGAUAUUGUUAUAUGGUCAAUUUUUCAUUUCAACACUAACUGGGAGGCAGUGUCUUUGUAUUUGAUAAUGUGAUAACAUAAGUAAAGAGUACAUGUUAUCUAUUAUAGCAUUUUUGGCAGCUAUUUCAUAUAUAUAUAUAUAUAUAUAUAUAUAAAAAAAAAAGAUGUUAAAAGGAUUUCUCUUGGUUUCAUUUUUCCUUUGUUCACAUUCAGUUGCUUCUGAAAAUUCAAGAAAAAACUGAACAGUUGGUAACUUAAGUUACAGUUUGCCUUCAUCAACGCAAGUUGUAUUUUGUUUACAAAGUCAUCUCAGUUGACCCAAACUGUUUAAGGCUUUUAAAGUUCUUGAUGAAUAAUAAUAAUAAUAAUAAUUAUUAUUAUUAUUAUUAUUUUUAAUCUGUCGAUUAUUGGACUUUAAAGUUGUUUAAAAGCAAAAGGGGUUCACAUUUUGGUUGUAGUGACAUUUUGAAAGUUUUUGAAAGAGAUGUUAGCAGCCAAAGAGACUUAUGAAUUUAAAAAUGCCCAUCAACAACCCCAGUCUGUACUGAAAUAUACCUUUGUCAUCUGUUGGCAAGUGCAUCAUCUGCUGCUACUCUUAAACUUCGAACCGUCUGCCUGACGUGUCAUUUACGCAUUCAGCCGUGACAAAUUAGGGAAGCAAUCUCUCCUCGGCAGGCGCUCACGGUCCAGAUCUGCAGUCUAACUGCUUAUGCAAGCUGACAUGCAACCUGAUUUCCCUCACAAAACCAAUUAUUUUCUGACACAAGAAUCUGAAUUGGCCCAUCGAAGGACAGACUGACCUCAGCUUUCAGAGAAAUGCAAAUUCUGUCUGUUUUCAGUGAUAGAAUCUUUAUUCAUUUUUCUGAACUGAUAUUAACUUUUUCCCCUCUUGUAUGUACCCCGUAUGCAAUUGAGAUUGACCUACUGCCUUGCUGGCCAAAGUGAACUCCGAAAUAUGCGACUGUGUGUGUUUGUCUUCAUGAAUUCAAAAGACCAAUCAAUCUGAAGCAAUGUUUGAUCCACUCAUUUUGGACAAACACAUCAUGCACUUUUUGUAUGAUAGCUUUCACCUUUUGGACACUAUGUACAGAACUGGUAGGAUUUUAUAGUGUUUCGAAAGUUUAGAAGUGUAUUGUAUAUACUCUGUGACUUGGCUUACAUUUUUAGAAGCUUUGCACUCUAUUACUGUUAAACCAGAAUUGUGUAUACUUGUUGUUGUUCCCCCACCUUCCUUUUGUACACAAAUGUAAAUCUUUAAUAAAAUACUAAUACUGCA